AUGGUUGAUAUGCUCGACGAGUAUUUGCAUGUGGUGAGGAAUUCAUUCGGGCACCCACAACCGAAGAUUGUCAACGGUUGCUUCAUCUUCACGAAACAGCCCACGGAUUUCCUUGUAUGCUUGACAGCAUUGACUGCAUGCAUUGGAGGUGGAAGAAUUGCUGAAUGCUUGGAGGGGGCAACACUUAAGCGGCAACAAAGGCGGCGGCCAACGCUUAUCCUUGAAGCGUGUGGCCAAUCCAACAACGACUUGAACGUGCUCUAUUCUUCACCCCUCUUCAAUGAUCCUUUGAAUGGUGUAGCACCGGUGAUCGAAUUCACCGUCAACGGAAAUCCAUACCACAUGGUGUACUAUCUCGCCAAUGGUAUCUUUCCAAGGUGGCCGACUUUCGUGAAGACGCUCAACAUGCCGCAAGACCCGAAACAGGUUCUUUAUGUGCAACGUCAAGAGGCUGCUCGGAAAGUCGUCGAAAAACUUUUGGGGUCCUUCAAGCCCGAUUCAACAUUGUGA
Salvia hispanica is the source of this 510-nucleotide messenger RNA. NCBI's taxonomy places the organism in Eukaryota, Viridiplantae, Streptophyta, Magnoliopsida, Lamiales, Lamiaceae. The record is from RefSeq and is a predicted model, not a curated record.